Molecule: messenger RNA, 2351 nt
Organism: Perca flavescens (yellow perch)
Lineage: Eukaryota; Metazoa; Chordata; Actinopteri; Perciformes; Percidae
Gene: prune1
Product: prune exopolyphosphatase
Exons: 9
Coding region: 266-1552 (428 amino acids)
Cellular component (GO): cytoplasm
Molecular function (GO): exopolyphosphatase activity
Source: RefSeq, a predicted model, not a curated record
UACGACGUUUCCGCUGCUCCUUGAACGCCUCCUGACCUUUUACCCGGGACAUUACCGAGAGUCAGCCCUCGCGCCUGUCAUGCGUGGAAGUUAACGGUACCGUGUGUGCGUGUGAGUGUGUUAGUGACAGCCCGCUGCUCGUGACCCUGCUGGCACCGGUUACCGGAUCCGUUAACCGGUUAGAGGAGCAGCUCGCGAGUUAGCUCGCGGUCACAGUUAGCAGCUAGCGGUUAGCAGCUAACAGCUAACGGCUAACUAACAGAAGAUGGAGGAGUUUCUGUCGAGCUGCCGCCGAGCCGUGCAGGUGGACCAGUCAGGUAUCAGGGUCCACGUGGUUUUGGGUAACGAAGCGUGUGACCUGGACUCCAUGGCCUGCUCUCUGGCCUACGCCUACUUCCUGUCCAAGCAGGCUGCCCCUGGUGCCCUGUGUGUCCCGGUAUUGAACAUGCGUCAGUGUGAGCUGUCCUUGCGUCCUGACAGUGUGUGUGUGCUGAGAGAGCUGUCUCUGGCUCCGGACCUGCUGCUGUUCAGGGACCAGCUGGACCUGGGGGCUCUGCAGCGCGCCGGACGCCUCGCGCUAACGCUGGUCGACCACAACGUGCUGCCCAGUUCGGACCGCGAGCUGGAGGCUGCCGUGGUGGAGGUCAUCGACCAUCACCGGCUGGAGAGAGAGCCCGCCCCUUCCUGUCUGGUUACCGUGGAGACGGUGGGUUCCUGCGCCACGCUGGUAACGGAACGAAUCCUCCAGAAAGCUCCCGAGGUCCUGGACCUGCAGUCUGCUCAGCUGCUCUACGCAGCUGUAGUGCUGGACUGUGUGAACAUGGCUCCCUCUGCUGGUAAGGUGACCCCUAAAGACGAGCAGCUGGCAGCAGCGCUGGAGUCUCGUUUCCCGGCUCUGCCUCAGAGAGGAGAGCUCUUCCAGAAGCUGCAGGAAGCCAAGUUUGAUGUUUCAGGUCUGACCACGGAGCAGAUGUUGAUGAAGGACAUGAAAGCUGUUUCAGGAAGUCUGAACGUGGCCAUCUCUGUUCUCUACGUCCCACUGGAGGACUUCCUGCAGCGUGCAGCCUUGGAGGCGGAGCUCUCUGAUUUCUGUCAGAAGUUCGGCUAUGACCUCGUGCUGCUGAUGACCAUCUCCUUCACCGAGGGCAGCGAGCCAAUCAGAGAGCUCGGUGUGUUCAGCCGCAGCCGCGCCUGCCGGCGACAGGUGAGCGUCUACCUGGAACAGGCCCGUGACCCCGCCCUCAACCUCUGUCCAAUCAGCAGCCAGCAUCCUCACAUCACAGCCUAUCAGCAAGGGAACUCCGUGGCGUCCCGUAAGAAGCUCCUCCCCCUCGUUAAGGACUUCCUGGAGCAGCGGCACGGAGACGGUCGCCUGGGAGACGGUCGCCUGGGAGACAUGGAGGAGGAAGAGGAAGAAGAGGAGGAAGAGGAGGAGUCCCGGUUCCCCCCCACCCCGAUGAACAGUCUGGUAGAAGGCUGUCCUCUGGACUCUGGGCUGCCCCACAUCAGCCCUCAGGACCUGGAGGACAAGUUCAACCAGCUGACCCACUGACCUCUGAUGACCCUUGACCUCUGACCCACUGACCUCUGAUGACCUCUGAUGACCCUUGACCACUGACCCCUAAUGACCUCUGACCCCUGACCUGUGGGUCAUCGGUGUCUGUCAGGGGACACCUGAAGGUACCGCAGACACAGAUUCAAACACAUCAGCAAGUUUGUCAAAGAGGCGACUGGAUCACUUCCUCCUUCACACACACCUUCAAAAUAAAACACCUGGACCACUUCCUCCUUCACACACACCUUCAAAAUAAAACACCUGGACCACUUCCUCCUUCACACACACCUUCAAAAUAAAACACCUGGACCACUUCCUCCUUCACACACACCUUCAAAAUGAAACACCUGGACCACUUCCUCCUUCACACACACUUUCAAAAUAAAACACCUGGACCACUUCCUUCUUCACACACACCUUCAAAAUAAAACACCUGGACCACUUCCUCCUUCACACACACUUUCAAAAUAAAACACCUGGACCACUUCCUCCUUCACACACAUCUUCAAAAUAAAACACCUGGACCACUUCCUCCUUCACACACACCUUCAAAAUAAAACACCUGGACCACUUCCUCCUUCACACACACCUUCAAAAUGAAACACCUGGACCACCACUUCCUCCUUCACACACACUUUCAAAAUAAAACACCUGGACCACUUCCUCCUUCACACACACUUUCAAAAUAAAACACCUGGACCACCACUUCCUCCUUCACACACACCUUCAAAAUAAAACACCUGGACCACUUUGCACAUGUGCAAAGAGAGAGAGACAGAGAAAGAGAGGGAAAAAG